Messenger RNA from Ilex paraguariensis (yerba mate), 1092 nucleotides. The record is from the annotation of a GenBank genome assembly. Lineage: Eukaryota; Viridiplantae; Streptophyta; Magnoliopsida; Aquifoliales; Aquifoliaceae.
AUGGCCAUCCACAAAAUCCAGAAGAACAAGUCGAAACCCAGAUCCCCAAUUCUCAUACUCUCAGCCUCCUUAGCCUUAGUUGCUCUCUUGUUUGUUGUUUCUUCUGUAGUUUCCACAAAUGGGUUCUCAAUUUCCAACGCAAAAACUAUAGAAAACCUGGUGGGCAAGUCGAUAGAUCGUCAUAUACGACACAAUGGGCCUGAAAAGUACUUAUAUUGGGGUAACAAAGUUGACUGUCCUGGAAAGCAUUGCGAUUCUUGUGAGGGUUUGGGUCAUCAGGAGUCCAGCCUUAGGUGUGCCCUUGAAGAGGCCAUAAUUCUUGAGAGGACUUUUGUGAUGCCUUCUAGGAUGUGUAUUAAUCCAAUACACAAUAAGAAAGGGAUUCUUCAUCAGUCAAAGAAAGCAAGUUUUGAGGAAAUGUGGGCAGCUAGCUCUUGUGCCAUGGAUUCUUUGUAUGAUCUCGACCUUAUAUCCCAGAGUGUACCUGUGAUUUUGGAUAACUCAAAGAUGUGGUAUCGGGUCCUAUCAACAAGUAUGAAGUUGGGAUCUAGAGGGGUUGCUCAUGUAGAAGGAGUUAGUCGUGCUGAUGUGAAGGGGAAAAGUCUGUACUCGAACAUAUUGCUGAUUAAUCGAACUGCAAAUCAUCUUUCUUGGUUUAUGGAAUGCAAGGAUCGAAACAACCGUAGUGCUAUAACGUUGCCAUAUUCAUUUCUUCCUUCAAUGGCUGCCAGAAAUCUACGAGAUGCAGCGGAAAAGACAAUUGAUGGAGUUCCUUCUAUCUAUGAUCAAUGUCGUAAUGUGGAAGAAUUUUGGAUUAGCAUCACCUUCCUUCAUCCAUUGAAUUUUGGAUCUUUGGCGCCGUACAAUCUCUUCCCUUUUCAAGUAUUGCACUAUGUGAUGGUAUCCUUUCUGGUUGCCAAAAGCUUCUUUGUUCCAUUUGUUGAGCCCUUCUUUAGUGGCUUGCAUUACUCCGUUGAAACAGAAUGCAAGGAAUCCCCUAAUGUUGGUCUUCCAUGUGGCUUUGACUACAUUGUGACUGGUAGUGUCCCUAGUCCAUAUAGGUUGAAAUUUGAAGGAUUUGGGGAAGGAUAG